UGUGUUUUUCGAUUUUACUGGGUUUUUUAUCAUCGAUAUUUGUCAGCUCUUACUGUUUGUUCAGAGUAGACCUGAGCUACUUUGGGACUUUUUCGGUCAAAUCUCCAUGUUAAUGUGUCAGUUAGGCGAACGUUUCAAGAUCAGCUCUCUGGUGAAUAUGGGACGCCACUUUGGAAACUUGGCCAAGGUCAGGCAUGUGAUCACAUACAGUCUGUCCCCCUUUGAACAGAGGGCUUUCCCCAACUAUUUCUCCAAGGGAAUCCCCAAUGUGUGGAGAAGGUUCACAGCGUCUUUCUUCAAAGUUGCACCCCCAAUGACCCUCAUGUACUUGACCUACAGCUGGGGCAACAGCGUCCAUCAGCAGAGUAAGAGGAAGAAUGCUGCUGACUACGAGAACGAAGAAUAAACUGCUGCCAUCUUUCUAAAAUUUGUCCUCUGUUCUUAAUUCCAAUGCUGUAUGUUUAACCAAUAAAGAUGAAAAAUAUUUA
Molecule: messenger RNA, 488 nt
Organism: Amphiprion ocellaris (clown anemonefish)
Lineage: Eukaryota; Metazoa; Chordata; Actinopteri; Pomacentridae
Gene: uqcrq
Product: cytochrome b-c1 complex subunit 8
Exons: 3
Coding region: 107-406 (99 amino acids)
Biological process (GO): mitochondrial electron transport, ubiquinol to cytochrome c
Source: RefSeq, a predicted model, not a curated record